AUUUUGAAACAAGUCGCGUAAAUGCGUGUUAUUGUCUUUUCGGGGGUACGCGGACUAGAAGAUAUUCUAAUAAAUACACGCCUUUGCGUUACAACGUAUACAUAUGAGGAUGCUUAAAGGCUCGCUAGGACGUAAUGCUAACGGCUUGGAUUUCUAAAAAAGCUUGACAAGUGUCAAUUAUACAUUAUAUAUAUAUACAUUGCAAUAGUCACGUUUGAACUGCGGUGUGUAAAUUGAAUUGAAAUUGAAUCGAAAGAGCUGCGGUUCAGCGGUGAAACCGCGUGCAAAUCGUACAAGGGACACUUGGAGAUUGAAGAGGUUACGAGACAUUUUACGCGACUCGAGGCAAAUCUCGAAGCGUCAAGAUGCCAAAGCUGAAGCAGCCAACACCCCUGAAAAAACGGGCAUUCGAUUUCAUCGUGACUCACUGCGCGAGUUAUUGCCACCAGCUGAGCGUCAAGGGGGAUUUGGAGAAACUACGUCAGACCAUUACUGAGAUAAAAAGUGAGGUGUUUUCAUGGCUACCGCCGAUUCUUAACCAGCUCUCGGAGUUCUGCGAAAGAUUUUUUGACGAAUUUUCAAAGUUUGGCAAGGAGAUGGCAAAAUCGGGUGGUCGCGUUCGCUCGAUGACGCACAGGAAAGUAGCGGUGGAGAUAAUGAUGGACGUAGAAAUACCUGGACUUCGAUGUUCGGACUUGCACCUCGAAUGCGCCAAUCGUUCUGAGUAUCGGAGAUUUCAGAGCAUCGAGGUAUUGAUAAUGCAAAGUCCGUCGCACGCAUUCCCAUCUUCCAAAGCCAUGAGCUAUUUUCGUCUAGAAAACCUGAUCGAAAUCUGGUUGAUAACCAGAUGCAACAACCAGGAACUCCGGAUAAUUGGAACGCAUUGCAAGAAGCUGCAAAUCUUGAACAUCACUUAUUCGCGAUACGUCACCGACGACGGAUUACGAGCUCUGCAGUUUUGCGCCGAUUUACGCGUCAUUGAUUUCGUUGGCUCAGUAAUCUCCAAUGAUUGCAUCAACGAGCUGCUGUCGACGCAUAAGAAACUGGAGGAGUUCAAUAUCAUCAAACACGACUACUUGCCGUGGGCAGGCAGAGUCGAAGUAUACGACCCGUGUUCGCGACCAAGAGAGUUGGUCUGUCCGUCGAUAAGACGCUACUGUGCCAGAGGGCCGGUUUCGGAGGCUAAUCUAACCGCGAUCACGGUGCUGUUUCCGAAUUUAACCUAUAUUCAGUUUUGCUGUCAGUUUUUCAGUGACUUGACCGUAUUAAAGAACCUCAAACACCUCACCGAACUCAGUUUCUUGAGUAGUUAUUCCAUAUUGAGUCACGUAAGGCACCUGUUGACAACCGUCGGCGGAAAUAUUUCUUCGUUAGAAGUAAAGAUGAGUUUCAGAGGGAACGAAUAUUUCAAACAGGAUGAUGUGAACUUCGUUCAUCAAUUAUGCCCAAAUAUAGAGGAAUUGGUACUCCCUUACGAACCCAAUGCACCGUACGAUAUAUUGGUGGUGCCGCCUUUCAACAAAUUAAAAAUACUUUCGUUAAAAAAUAGCAGCUCGUGGGAGGCAACGGUAGAAUUUCAUCAAUUGCCAGAGCUCGAAACUCUUAUGCUCGCGAACUUUAACCCAAUUGUACAAAUUGUCGAACGUGCCAUGUUCGAUAAUGUGAAAUUCCCAAAAUUGAAAAGGUUCUGCUCCAUGCUUUUGACGGCCAGAAGAGAUACCGGACUCGACGAUUUGAAUACAGUCGCGAGAGAGAGGAAUCUUGAUUUUAAAAUUAUAACUAUUUCCGAUCAUGAUCUGUAGAUGUGAGAUUGGCCUUCUAUUUCGCUAAAUAAUAAUUUUCCUUCAAUGCUGAAUAUAACUUGUUCUUCAAUCAACGCUCGGUGAUACGAGAGAAAAUUUUGUACAAAAAAUGUGUUCAAUUAUGUAUA
Molecule: messenger RNA, 1930 nt
Organism: Neodiprion virginianus
Lineage: Eukaryota; Metazoa; Arthropoda; Insecta; Hymenoptera; Diprionidae
Exons: 2
Coding region: 366-1802 (478 amino acids)
Source: RefSeq, a predicted model, not a curated record